AUGGCUGGUGAAUUAUGUAGUGAUGAAAUUGAACAAAAUCCUAUUCAAAAGUUUAAGGUAGAUACUUAUUUUGUAGCAUUAGAUAUUAUUAAAACACAAAGUAGUCAAAGAUUUACAGAUAAAACUAUUGAAUUAGAAGAUGUCCGUAGGGAGUAUGAACAGUUUAUAAAUUGUGAUUUAAUUAUUAAUGAAACAUUGCCAUUGUGUCUGCAUUCUAAUUUGAAUUAUGACAAUUCAAGUUUGAGCUCUAACGAUUCAAACAGUGACAAUACUACAUCUGAACAAUUAAAAACGUGGCAAAAUUCAUCAAGUUUAAUGUGUGUUUUUCAAGAUUUCUGUAAAGCUGGUCUAAAAUCUAUUUUCCCAAGUUUAUUUAUGCUUAUAAAAAUUGGAGUAACUAUUCCAGUAUCAAGCUGUUCCCCAGAGAGAUCUUUUUCCAAAUUAAAAUUAAUAAAAACUCGUUUAAGAAGCACAAUGGGGGAAGAUAGAUUGGAAGAUCUGAUGCGUAUCAUCUGUGAAGCUGAUAUAGAAAACACAAUGACUAAUGAGCUAUCAAGUUUAUCAUCUAUGGCAACUGAAAAAAAAACAUUCUAA
This is a messenger RNA of Sipha flava (yellow sugarcane aphid), 594 nucleotides long. Its product is annotated as zinc finger MYM-type protein 1-like. Bases 1 to 594 code for a protein of 197 amino acids. NCBI's taxonomy places the organism in Eukaryota, Metazoa, Arthropoda, Insecta, Hemiptera, Aphididae. The transcript is spliced from 3 exons. Gene Ontology annotation, molecular function: protein dimerization activity. The record is from RefSeq and is a predicted model, not a curated record.